Molecule: messenger RNA, 4674 nt
Organism: Xylaria bambusicola
Lineage: Eukaryota; Fungi; Ascomycota; Sordariomycetes; Xylariales; Xylariaceae
Exons: 5
Coding region: 1-4674 (1557 amino acids)
Biological process (GO): protein ubiquitination
Cellular component (GO): CCR4-NOT complex
Molecular function (GO): ubiquitin-protein transferase activity; RNA binding
Source: RefSeq, a predicted model, not a curated record
AUGGCCCCGCAAGAUACUUUCAUUGAUGACGAAGACGAUACAUGCCCUCUUUGUAUCGAGGAGUUCGAUCUUUCUGACCGAAAUUUUCGGCCUUGUCCUUGUGGCUAUCAGAUCUGCCAGUUCUGUUUCAACAAUCUCAAAAAUAACCUGAACGGUCUAUGUCCUGCAUGUCGCAGACCUUACGACGACAAAGACGUGAAAUGGAAGGUGGUAACACGCGAAGAGGAAGCGGAGUUCCGGGCCAACAUACAAAAGAACCAAAAGAAACGUGCUAGCGAGCAGCGACAAAAAGAGGUUCAGAAGCGCGAAGCUGAAAGGGAAAACCGCAAGAAUCUUCAGGGAGUCCGGGUUGUUCAGAAGAAUCUCGUAUAUGUUACAGGUCUGACACCAACGGUUCGAGAGGAUGAACUACUCAAAACUCUUCGGAAACCAGAGUUUUUUGGGCAAUAUGGCAAUAUCCAAAAAAUCUCUAUAAGUAACAGGAAAUCUUCCGAUGGCCAACAACAGUCCCUCGGCAUAUACGUUACAUUCGAGAAGAAAGAGGACGCAGCGAGGUGUAUAGCAGCAGUUCAUGGCUCUCAAAAUGGCGACCGUGUGCUAAAAGCCCAGCUGGGUACUACUAAAUAUUGUUCAGCUUGGCUUCGCCAUGAACAGUGCGGCAAUCGACAGUGCAUGUUCCUACACGAACUAGGUGAUGAAGAAGACAGCUACUCACGUCAAGACUUGUCAUCACUUAAUAGUGUACAUACACAACGUCCCCUAUCUAAUGCUGCAUCAUCGUCACGCUCCGUGUCUCGCCCACACCCUUCAGCUAUUCACCAGCCAGCUACAUCCCAGCCGAUGAUUCGCUCAUCUAGUAAAGAGGACUCUGAAGCUGGUGAUGGGCCUGCCUUACCAGCCUCAGCGAACUGGGCACGGACGACGCAACAACGUAGCAGACGUGGCAGUCAUGCAACCAGUGGUGCUGCCUCAAGCCCUGCAAUCUCCACCUCAUUACCUGCCACUGCUAGUUCUAUCCACGAGUCUAAUGACACAGCAAUGUCUCAGGAAUCUGGCCGGAAAGCCGAUAGGCAGGUUGCUGAUACGAACGUCGCUGCUGACCCAGCGCCCUCGAAGCCACAAUCUUCAAUAGAGGAUCCGUAUGAUUGGGAUUAUUUUCGUAGGGUACUGGAAGAGACCCGUGCUGCUUUUCUCCCCAAAUCUUAUUCUGGAGAUGAAAUACCUCCUAUGUUUGAUUUGAAUGGGGCAGCAAGGAGACGAGCUAUGCGUGAUGACGAUGAGAAUCGUCUAGGCGAUCAGGACGAUCAGGUGGAUAAUCUGACCCAAUCUGAUGGAGAGCUCGAGAGCGGCAGUCUCGCGUUAGGAGGCGAGCCAGAAGAUAGAGACCCGGCACGCAGUGUGCUAGGCUAUGAGCAGAGGCGAAAUGCGUCAAUCCAGAGAGGAACCGCCAGUGAUCUAUUUGGCCCAUCUCUCACUGGCUUUGGCCCAGCUUCUGCGACAGUAGGUUCAAUCGGAAGCCGAACCAUGACACCACAACAACAGCCAUUAUUCAUACGACCCCAGAACACCUUUACCGACCAGAUGCCUCCUGGAAUUUCUCCUCAGCAACCAUCCCAACAGGCCACUGUAUUUCAGGGACAAGGCCAUACGCGCCAACAAUCGCGGUUCAGCUUUGCCAACGAAAACAGUGCUAGCUCUAUCAACGUAAAGUCAACGGGUGAUCCUAGAUAUAUGGCUCAACAGUCAUCCAUGAUGCCUUCUGCAUUUCGUUCGCAGCCAGUUGGUCAAUUAUAUACCACCUCUGUGUCUGGGCCCCCACCUGGCCUGAAAUCGACGGGUACGCCUCCUGUAGGUGGUGGCAUGUUCGGACAAGGCCAUACUUUUGGCGCAUCUGCGUUCGGUGGGGCCGCAAAGAGCAAUCCAAAUGACUUGCUUCAAUCUCUGAUUCGGAGCAAUGUGGGCAAUCAGGCCCAUGAUGGAAAGCGUGAGUACAUGAUCCCCCAAAUUUCCUCUUUCCAUAGCCAAUUCCCAUCCUCUACCUCCCCAACUCCUGCUCCGGCUCCCGGCCUCCUGGCAACGCUCUACGCCUCCCAGCCUGGAGCUUUCCCGGACUACGGACCCAAGCAGAAGAAGAAGGGGAAGAAGCACAGACACGCUAACACUUCCUCCUCUGGGGGGAGUGGCUUAGUAGAUCUUGCGGACCCGAGUAUCCUGCAGGCGCGGAUGCACCAUCAGCAACAGGGCAACAGCAUGGGAGCCGGGCAGGGACUGUUCGGUGGUCAAGCACAAGACGACGAUCUUCUUCCUCUCGACGCAGCAUCUUCCGCUGUUGACGCAUUAGUCUCAGAUCCAUAUCCGUCCGAUCUUCAAGAUCCCAUUUCGUUUGACGGUACAAAAUCGCCUGCUUUACCCCCUGGGCUAGGUUUUACUCAUACACACCCGCUCUCCUUGGUCUAUAGUGAAAGGACACAGAGCCCUCUGUCCCAAGACAGGCCACAGUCAAGAAGUAACGUAGUCCGCUCAAUCUCCAGUACAAUACCUCGACCAGUCACACCACUUGCCCCCAAGCCUACAAAACAAGCGUCAGUGCGAGGUAAGGAAGAGACUCCUACUGGCAAUAAUGAUGCCAGGAAGAAUAUAAAGGAGCUAGCCAACACGAGUGGUCUCUCGCAAGACAUUGCCGCGCAAGCCUCUAAAACAAAGGCAAGCCUACUCCAAGAGGAAGAUUUUCCAGCUCUUGACUCUGUGAAGACUGCCUCUCCCUCUAAAGCACCUGGCACUCCGUCAAAGCCUAGUCAAGCCUCAAAAACUUCAACUAGUAAGAAGGUUACUGCAGAUCCAGCAAAUAAGACAUCGAUGGAAACCAAGUCGAAGAGAUCAGAGAAGCGACCAGUCCCCGGUAUUCUCGACAUUGCUGCCGCUACAAACACAAUUUCCCAAUCAGCUACAGGCAAAAAGACAGACAUUCCGGAUCAGGCUUCCACCCACACCCCGUCUGGUUCCCAGUCAGGCAAAAAUCAGGUGACUUCUGCAAUCCCGACUCCUACACCCACAACGGCUUCAGUGUCUUCACCUCUCGCUAAAGUGGCGCCAAAGACACUUCGGCUAGUGCAAACUCCGAAGACAGAACUGCCAGCGACCCACGUAGCACCAGCUGCUGUGGCCUCGAUACGUUCAGCUGCUACAUCGAGCUCGGCUCAUCGACCACAGACACCGGCAAGUGAGAUAGUGUCUGAUACUGCAUCUAUUGUGAGUGCUUCCAUUUCCGCAUCGCGAACCAGCUCUCCGCCUCCAUCGAAAAUUGGCUCCCUUCCUGCACGUCCGACUACGAAGAGCCAACAGCGCAAACAACGCAAAGAGGCCUCGAAAGAAGCAGCUGCCCAAAUUGCCGACACCAAACCAUUCGAACCCGAGGUUGAGGUUGCACCAAUCCUUGGGCGGAAAAAGAAACAGAAGAAAGAGAAGAAGCCUACUGGUACAAGUAGGACGUCUACCCGCCCAGCAACACCGAGCACGACCGAGGCCUAUGAAGAGAAGGUUGUUCCAGAAAAGGACUCAUCCACCAGUCAAAGCGGCGGGACUGCCCGAAAAGACUCCAAAGCAGGUCUGUCAUUAACAGAGCAAGCAAAAGUCAGCAAGGAGAAGGGCAAGCCCUCGACGAACUCACCAAGUCCCACGGCCACGGCUAUCGAUACAUCAAUCAAACUGAAUGAAUCCACUAAAACAACGGUAUUGACACCCGACUAUAUCAGCCAUACACCUGAAGUAAAGCAGGAACAGCCAGUAGAGCAAGACAUUGGGGAGAUUCCUCAGCUUCGGGACGUUUUCAGUGCUCUAAUGAACGAAGGAUCCUUACGCAAUGUUGAGAAGAUCAGUUUCUUUAAGCCUUUGCCUACACAUCGUCUGGAUCCCAACGCUACUGGAUCAGUCUCUCUUCCGCCUACUUUGAAAGCUAUAGUUACCAAGGAAGACGAGGAGAAACUCAAUGCCUUUCAGCCAGUGCGCAAGAUCGUAAACGACCACUCGGUGCUGCUCACUCCCAACGGAGAUUGUGUGUUGAACUUGACGCCAGAAGAGGAGGACUUGUACCUUGAACUCCAAGACCAUUUGAGGUCUGAUAGCAUUCGCCCUACGGCCUUCUCCGCCACUCGUCAUACGCCAGCCAGUGGAUUCAGCUUAGUUAAGAAUCGUGCGGUGCCCAAUGGGCCGCCAUCCUUCUUCCCACUGGGUCCUGAUAACUACCCCAGCGACCCAGUCGGCAAGAUGCACCGAGAGGAGGCUAUCAGCUGCAUUAACCAGCAUGUUCUCCCGUCUCUCAAUCUGGGAAGUUAUAAGACUAUGGGUGCCACUUCUAAUUUUACUAAGAAUGUUAAUCUACAACAAUUGGCGCCUUGGAUUUAUCCUCCCACAGACAAUGCAGAGGAUCAAAGAAAGAUGUUUACGGGUCGAAACACAGAUGAGUACGGCACAGCAGCAGGCGGGCAUUCAGAUGCUGUGUACGGCAGCUACGAGCACCCUGAGAAUGGCCCCUCGCCAGCCAUUGGCAGCACUCCCCUGAUGUCAGUCGAAGACGCCGAGACGGUCUGGGCUCAGGCCAAGAAACAGCAUGAGGCGCUUGACAAGAAGUUUCGUCAAUUGCAAGCAAAGAACCGUCGUCUUGUCGAUCUGCAUUGA